Metschnikowia bicuspidata var. bicuspidata NRRL YB-4993 is the source of this 366-nucleotide messenger RNA. RefSeq lists its product as uncharacterized. The transcript has a single exon. The record is from RefSeq and is a predicted model, not a curated record. The coding region runs from base 1 to 366 and encodes 121 amino acids. NCBI's taxonomy places the organism in Eukaryota, Fungi, Ascomycota, Pichiomycetes, Serinales, Metschnikowiaceae.
AUGCCUAUGCAAUACAAGCCAUCAGCUGAAGGAAAAGAGGUCAGACCACCACAAAUCCCAUCCCCAGGUAACAACUCUUUCUUGGGAGACAUUUUCACUUCUGACGCUCCAAAGGAACAGCAAAUUUCCUGUGGCUUUUACAAGCAGGAGGCGGGGGAGCCAUUGGUCUACAAGUAUGACUACGAUGAGAUGAAGAUCGUUUUGGAAGUGGAAGGCGAGUACACUUUUACUGACGAGACCGGAUACAAAGUUUCUGUCAAGCCAGGAGACGUCUUUUACUUCCCAAAGGGCACGACGAUCACCUUCGAGACCACUGGCUAUGGUUACGCUUUCUUCACAGGUUUGAGACCAAAUGGCACUGCUUAA